AUGCCGACCCAGAGGGACAGCAGCACCAUGUCCCACCCGGUCGCAGGAAGCGGCGGCAGCGGGGACCAUUCUCAUCAAGUCCGGGUGAAAGCCUACUACCGCGGGGAUAUCAUGAUAACACAUUUUGAACCUUCAAUCUCCUUUGAGGGCCUUUGUAGCGAGGUUCGAGAUAUGUGUUCUUUUGACAAUGAACAACUUUUCACCAUGAAAUGGAUAGAUGAGGAAGGUGACCCGUGUACCGUGUCAUCUCAGUUGGAGUUAGAAGAAGCCUUUAGGCUUUAUGAGCUAAACAAGGAUUCUGAACUCUUAAUUCAUGAAUCCAUCUACCGCCGAGGUGCUCGCCGCUGGAGAAAGCUUUAUUGUGCAAAUGGACACACUUUCCAAGCCAAGCGUUUCAACAGGCGUGCACACUGUGCCAUCUGCACUGACCGAAUAUGGGGACUUGGACGCCAGGGAUAUAAGUGCAUUAACUGCAAACUAUUAGUCCAUAAGAAGUGCCACAAACUUGUCACAAUUGAAUGUGGGCGACCUUCUUUGCCACCGGAGCCAAUGAUGCCCAUGGAUCAGACAUCCAUGCAUCCGGACCAUGCACAGACAGUAAUUCCAUAUAAUCCUUCAAGUCAUGAGAGUUUGGACCAAGUUGGUGAAGAAAAAGAGGCAAUGAACACCAGGGAAAGUGGCAAAGCUUCGUCUAGUUUAGGACUUCAGGAUUUUGAUUUGCUCAGGGUAAUAGGAAGAGGAAGUUAUGCCAAAGUACUACUGGUUCGAUUAAAAAAAACAGAUCGUAUUUAUGCCAUGAAAGUUGUGAAAAAAGAGCUUGUCAAUGAUGAUGAGGAUAUUGAUUGGGUGCAGACAGAGAAGCAUGUUUUUGAGCAGGCAUCCAAUCAUCCUUUUCUUGUUGGGCUACAUUCAUGCUUUCAGACAGAAAGCAGGUUGUUCUUUGUUAUAGAAUAUGUAAAUGGAGGAGAUCUAAUGUUUCAUAUGCAGCGGCAAAGAAAACUUCCUGAAGAACAUGCCAGAUUUUAUUCUGCAGAAAUCAGUCUAGCAUUAAAUUAUCUUCAUGAGCGAGGGAUAAUUUAUAGAGAUUUGAAAUUGGACAAUGUGUUACUGGACUCUGAAGGACACAUUAAACUCACUGAUUAUGGCAUGUGUAAGGAAGGAUUACGGCCAGGAGAUACAACUAGCACUUUCUGUGGUACUCCUAAUUACAUUGCUCCUGAAAUUUUAAGAGGAGAAGAUUACGGUUUUAGUGUCGACUGGUGGGCUCUUGGAGUGCUAAUGUUUGAGAUGAUGGCAGGAAGGUCUCCGUUUGAUAUUGUUGGGAGCUCUGAUAAUCCUGAUCAGAACACAGAGGAUUAUCUCUUCCAAGUUAUUUUGGAAAAACAAAUUCGUAUACCACGUUCUCUCUCGGUAAAAGCUGCAAGCGUCCUGAAGAGUUUUCUCAACAAGGAUCCAAAAGAACGAUUGGGUUGUCAUCCUCAAACAGGAUUUGCUGAUAUUCAAGGACACCCAUUCUUCCGGAAUGUUGAUUGGGAUAUGAUGGAGCAAAAGCAGGUGGUACCUCCCUUUAAACCAAAUAUUUCUGGGGAAUUUGGUUUGGACAACUUUGAUUCUCAGUUUACUAAUGAACCUGUCCAGCUCACUCCAGAUGAUGAUGACAUUGUGAGGAAGAUUGACCAGUCUGAAUUUGAAGGUUUCGAGUAUAUCAAUCCUCUUUUGAUGUCUGCAGAAGAAUGUGUCUGA
Molecule: messenger RNA, 1743 nt
Organism: Orycteropus afer afer
Lineage: Eukaryota; Metazoa; Chordata; Mammalia; Tubulidentata; Orycteropodidae
Gene: PRKCI
Product: protein kinase C iota
Exons: 17
Coding region: 1-1743 (580 amino acids)
Biological process (GO): protein phosphorylation
Molecular function (GO): diacylglycerol-dependent serine/threonine kinase activity; ATP binding; protein binding
Source: RefSeq, a predicted model, not a curated record